AUGACCUCCAGCGCCUUCCUGCCGCGUCCACCGGCCGGCCGGGAGAUCACCCAAACCUCUCACUUCUCCCUGGGCCCCGAUCCGCGCUUGCAAGUGGGCACCCCGCAGACCACGUCGCACCGACACUUCCCGGCGCACGACGUGACGCCCUUGGUGAUGCUGAGGCCCAGGGCGUCGCGCCACCCCUUCCUGCCCACGCUCCCGUCCUGGGCAGUGUCCCAGGCCGUGGCCGAGGCUGUGUCCGAGGCGCACGGCGCGUUCACGCCGCUGCCCCCGCAGCAGCCGGCCGACGGGCAGGCUCUGGUCCAGGCGCGGACACUGGCCAUGCAGAGCAGCCACGUGCCCCUGGAGGCCGACGCGCGCACCCGCACGGCCGUGUCCACCGCGCGCGCCGGCUACGGCUGGCUGCAGCGGCCACCGCGCGACCAGGAGCUGGCCCUGACCCAGCGCCUCGUCUUCGGCCGGGACUCGAUGCCCAAGGGCGACCUCUCCAAGCCGCGCCUCCUGGCCACCACCUACCAGGACUUCUUUCCGCCCUAUCCCUCGUGCCCACACCUGCCCCCCCACCCAGAUCACGCCAACCCCCUCCAGUGGGACCGUAGGACCCAUGACGAUGAGACUUCCUACAAGAGACAGUUCUUGGCCCCGGGAAGCCCUCCGGCCUUGAUGUGUGCGAGGGCCACCUCCAGCAUCCAACUGGGAGAUGUCAAGCUGGGCUCUGGACCCAUGUGCUCCGAAAAGAAAGAAGCUUUCGUGCCUCAGGGUCUGCCCCCAGACAGAUAUGACAAGGCUCGGGCAUAUGCCCAGGUCCACUUUGUCCAUAUUUGUCCUGGAGAUGACCUCUUCCGUGGUGAGACCACUAAAGCACUACACUUCAAUGCCCAGGAGCCAGAGCGUUUUGUUCUCCACCACGAACAUGCCCCACAGUCCCACAUCUUGGAAGGAAACAGGCAUCACGGUCCAGGCAGCUUCACCACCACCACAAACCUCUGCCACGGCCAGCCCAUCACCAUGGCCUGCAAGCCGGGAACCCGCCACGUGCCACACGAGCAACUGCAGAGUCACGUGAGCCUGGGGGAUUCGAUGCUGCUCAAGAAGUUCUUCCAGACCACCAUGGGAACCGACUACGCCCCCUCGGAUACAAUCAGGAUCCCCCUAGAGCCCACCCUCCACCUGCUGGAGAGCAAUCUACCCAGGGGCACUGGUGAAACAGAUUUCUUAACCUUGCACCAGAAAAUGAUGAAGCCACACAGACCAUGUCCAGCCACCAUAACUGAGGAGCAGCUUCAGAGGUGCAAGUACAGCCACAUAGAACCCCCGCUGGGGACAGAGCGCUUCCUGUCCACCCUUUACAACCACAAGUACCCCUGGAAAUUCGAGGGCCCCGCAGUGCUGGCUGUGGGCACCAACCAGGAGAGCCACCUGCCCCUGGGCACCAUGCAUCAGCGAAGCUGCCUGGCCAACAAGGUCAACCUGCAGGCACAGCAGUUUCCCAACUACCCUUGCCCCAGCCAGCAAUAA
This is a messenger RNA of Sorex fumeus (smoky shrew), 1521 nucleotides long. It is a transcript of the gene SAXO5, whose product is annotated as stabilizer of axonemal microtubules 5. The record is from RefSeq and is a predicted model, not a curated record. NCBI's taxonomy places the organism in Eukaryota, Metazoa, Chordata, Mammalia, Eulipotyphla, Soricidae. The transcript has 8 exons. Bases 1 to 1521 code for a protein of 506 amino acids.